AUGCCUCCCUCCAAGAAACGUCAACGAAGCGAAAUUUGGACUCAUUUCGAUAAAGUGGGUGGCACAACGGCGAAGUGCAAAAUAUGCUUAAAGCAGUUUUCCUCGGCUGGCAAUACAUCUAACCUGUGGGACCACCUGAAGAGAACUCACCAUCGCCUUUACAUAACACUGACAACGACGCAGGAAGCUUCAGAGGUGACAAUUGAUGAAAGUGUAAACGCUGGAGCAUCUACAUCUUCUCGGUCCGGUCCAGCGCCCGGUGCUGUAUCCACAUUGAAUAUUGAGGACAGUGUAGCAGCACCUGAACGACAGCCAAACAUCAGUGAGUAUUUCAACCAGAUUUGUGCUAUGUCUUCCACUGGUCCGGCCACAAUGCGUAUCACGGACACUCUAUUAUUCAUGAUUGUUCGAGACUGCAUGCCAUUAGACACCGUCAGUGGAGAAGGAUUCAAGGCCUUUGUGAGGGAAUUGAACCCGCGCUACUGCCUGCCUUCACGACGGACUAUCACGAAGCUACUUGACAGCAAAUUCCAAUCCGUGAUGCUGUAUUUGAAGACAAAGUUAGAUAGUGCUAAAUAUAUCACUCUGACAAGUGACAUCUGGACUGACACCCUAAAUACAAGGUCGUACAUUGGACUGACAGCCCACUUCAUUCUCGAAGGGAAGCUUGAGAGCAGGACUCUUGCAGUGAGAGGCCUGGCGGAGGCGCACACCGCAGAUAACAUCAAGAGCGUGCUUGAAAGUAUUCUGAGUGAGUGGGGCAUUUCCAAUGACAAGGUGGUGUCCUGCAUCACCGAUGGAGCGGCAAACAUAGUAAAAGCUGCGGAGAAUUUGUUUGGGAAGGGAAGGCACCUCCACUGCUUCGCGCAUAUAUUGAACUUAAUGGCAAGCGAAUCACUUCAUGCGUGCACGAAUGCGUCAUCUCUAAUCAACGAAGUGAAAUCCAUAGUAACUUUCCUCAAACAAAGCGUGAAGGCUAUGGAUCUGCUGCGCUCAGAACAGAGGAAGAACGGCGUAGCGGACUCGGAUGUGCUGAAACCGCUGCAAGAAGUGAGUACCAGAUGGAAUUCUACGUACUACAUGAUAGUACGAUACAUGGAAUUGCACAACUGUAUUGUGCAAGUACUGAUGAACCUCAAUGGACCGUCUAUUCUUCCAAAAAAGAAGGUUGACGAAAUCAGUGAAAUGGUUUUGCUUCUCAAGCCCCUUGAAGUUGUGACCAGAGAAAUUUCGGCAGAGGCAUACGUGACGGUAAGCAAGGUGAUUCCUCUCCUCCGGUGCAUGAAGAACGCCAUUGAGCGGUGCGUCGUAACAACGGACACUUGUUCGGAACUAAAAGACGUCCUCAUCAGAAGCUUCGACAAGAGGUUUGGGAAUGUGGAAUCAAACAGGCUCGUAGCCAUUGCCACCUUGCUCGACCCUCGCUUUAAAAGACUACACUUUGAAAACAGUUUGGCUUGUGCAAGGGCCCUCAGCGCAUUGAACGCAGAGGCGGAGAUGCCGACUGUUGAGAGUGAACGCGCACAGCGACCUUUACCAGUAAACCUUGCAACUCCCGAUGACAUCUGGUCCUUCCAUGACAACCUAGUAAGCAAAAAUAUGACGACGCAGGAGGACACUCUCGGGGGACUCCUCGUCUCCGUCAGAGAGUACCUACAAACCCCGGUCAUCGAACGCACGGAGGACCCGUUGGCAUAUUGGAAAAGAAAUAGAGACAACUUCCCAAGUCUUCACUUGUUGUCGGAGAAGUACCUGUGUAUUGUGGGCACAUCAGUUCCUUCAGAAAGGGUAUUCUCAAACGCGGGAAACACACUGACAGUGAAGCGGAAUCGACUAAACGCAAAGCGCGUUGAAAAGCUGAUACUGAUGGGGGGUUUGUCUCUUCAAGAGUGGAAGAACGUGUGA
Molecule: messenger RNA, 1905 nt
Organism: Ornithodoros turicata
Lineage: Eukaryota; Metazoa; Arthropoda; Arachnida; Ixodida; Argasidae
Product: E3 SUMO-protein ligase ZBED1-like
Exons: 1
Coding region: 1-1905 (634 amino acids)
Molecular function (GO): DNA binding; protein dimerization activity
Source: RefSeq, a predicted model, not a curated record